This is a messenger RNA of Paramecium sonneborni, 2751 nucleotides long. The record is from the annotation of a GenBank genome assembly. NCBI's taxonomy places the organism in Eukaryota, Ciliophora, Oligohymenophorea, Peniculida, Parameciidae.
AUGAAGGAGCUUUAAAAAAAUUCAAUCUAAAAACAAUGGCCUCACUAUAAAAAAAUAUUGAAAUCUUCAAAUUAUUCAUAAUGGAAGGAAAAUGAUUUAAUUUGUAAAAGAAGCAUGUUUUAUCAUAUGGCUAUCGCUCUAGGUGUAUUUUAUGUGUUAAUUAGCUUAAUUGUAGAAAUUAUCAAAUUAGAAAACAUGAUAAAUAUUAUACGAUUAACACUAUUUAUAGUCUUAGAGAUCACAAUUUUAUGCAUCUACUCCUUUUAUUAGAAAAUAUAGAUUUAUUUUUUUGUAUAAUACUGCCUGAUUACAAUAUAUAUCUUGGUAACAGUAGAAAAUGAAGAAAAAAAUAAGAUAUUCAUUUACCUUUAUAUGAUACUUGUAAAUAGCCAUUCUAACUUACUCAUAAAGAUUUUGCUAUAUUUUUAUUUUAUCUUUGUAAUCAUAUUUUUUUACAAUUUGGAAACCUUUGAAAUAUGUAUUAUAUGUUCAAUAGCUUUAAUUCACAAUUUUUAAUUGGAAUCUCACUUUAUUGCUAACUAUAUAAAAUAGUUGAAGCUACUAUCUAUUAUUGAGUAAAUGCCAAGUGCAGUUUGCAUCUUAGAUUAGAACACCAAAUAAAUAACAUAUUCAAAUCAAUUAUUUGAGAAAUUAGCAUAAACUUUAUAAAUAUCAGAUGAACUUGCUCAGUCUAUGAAUAAUUAAAGCAAAGAAUAAUAAUAAAUAGAUUUUAUAAGGAAUCUAAAUCUAGAAGAAAUAAAGAAUGAUGGAUUUUAGAUUUCUGAUUUUAUUCCUUAAAUAAAUGAUGAAGGUAUAACAGAUGAUCAAUAUAAAAUAAUAAAUGUAGAUUUUAAAAGAUAACCAUCUUAGAAUACAUUACAAAAUGUGAGUUUUAUGUGUCCAAAUUCAGCUUCACUAAAAAAGAAAUCUAAGGACAUCUUUAGUGAUAUAAAUACAAAUGAUUAUUUGCUUAAUUCUUCAAGAAAAAGCUAUAUAACAACGAUACAUUUGUAAAUAUAAAUUAGCCAUUAACCAAAAUCUUUUAUUUUAUCUGCUAAAACAAAACGAAGAAAAAAGUCAUCAAAUAAUAUGAACAUAAGUAAAUAGAGUUCUAGAAAUUUAUGUUAAUUUUCAAAGGCAUAAGAAAUACAGAAUUCUAUUUAUUGCGAAAAUUUGAAAUUGUCCCCUAAUCAUACUGAAACUAUGAAUCAUAAUUUAAUAGAAAAUAAUGAACAAUUUAAAUGUAUGAAUGAUGGUUUUGGAUAAUAAUCAAGUACUAAUCAUAAAGUGAGACUAAUGGUAAACUUGAUAUAAAUAAGUGAUGUUUUAAAUGAUGAAUAGGAUUUUUAAAUAUAUUGUAUAAAUGAAUUAAGUCCUUUGCUUUUGUAAUACACAGUAAAGAAAUUGGAAUAAGCAAAGAAAACUAUAAUGAGAUCAUUAUCUCAUGAAUUAAGGACUAGUUUGAAUGCAGUUAAUGGUUAUAUAAGUGAAGCUUAUGAAAGAAUAGAUAAUAUAUAAGAACUUAAUAAAAAUUUAGGAUUGUCAUUAAAAUAUAUUAACUUAAUGUAAUUGAAAUUAUAAGAUUUUUUUGAUUACAGAGAUAUAUUAGAAGAUUAAUUUGAAUUAAAUAUAGAAAAAUUUGAUUUGAAUAGUGUUAUUAAUCUAUGCGUAGAUUUAAUCAAAGUUUAAUGUUAUGAAAAGAAACUAAAUCUUAACAUAGAAUUGCCAUCUGAGACAAUAAUAGUUAUAGGAGAUAAGAAUAGAUUCUAAUAAGUUUUAAUUAAUUUACUGACAAACGGAAUUAAAUUUACUUAAUAAGGAGGAAUAACAAUAUAAGUUAGUAGAGAUUUUUAAUUGGAUUCCAUAUCUGGAUUGGAAGAGAUUAAGGAAAUUAAACAAUAAUAGAUAGUAUAAAUAAGGAUAAUUGAUAGUGGUAUAGGAAUGAAAGAAGAAUUGAAAGGAAUACUUAAUAAAAAAGUAAUCUUAAAUAGUAUUUAGUUUCUCUCUGUAGAUGAUGAUCCAAAAAUAUCUAAAGAUUCAGUUGGAAUAGGUUUAGGUUUAAGUGUUAGCCAAUACAUUAUAAAGGCUAUGGGUCCUUAAGGAUUAAAUAGUUUAUUUUUAGAAUCUAUUAUGGGAGGUGGAUCGUAAUUUUACUUUUUUUUAAAUUAUGAUUCUAUUAAAAAGUAUCAUAAUGAUGACGAUAUUCCAGAACCAGAAAAUAAAGAAGAAACUAUUGUUAAAUUAAGUCCAACUAAGAGAAGUUUGCUUAAAAGGAUUGUAUUUAUUUGUUUAUUUGUCAUUUAUUAGGCAACUUAUCCAAACACUGUUUGUAAUUCAAAUGAUAUACUUAUAGUAGAUGAUGAACAUUUCAAUUUAGAUAUAUUGGCUAACAUUAUUCGAAACUUGAAUUCUAAUCACAAAAAGUAUUAAAUUACUAUGGCUUUUAAUGGUUUUUAAGCUUUAGAAAUAAUCCGCUAAAAAAGAAUAUAAAAUUGUUGUUGUUGUCUUGGUUUUAAAGCAAUAUUAAUGGAUAUUAAUAUGCCUAUUAUGAAUGGAUGGGAUUGUGCCAAACAAAUUAGAAUAUUCGAAGAUUAAAUUCAAGUUUAGAGAAAAACUCCUAUUAUUGCUAUUACUGGCUAUGAUGCAAAAAAAGACAUAGAAAAGUGUCUUAAAUAUGGCUUUAAUUAUGUAUCUACAAAACCUACUAAUAAAUAAAAAAUAUUGAAGAUAUUUUAAGAAUUUAACAUAUGA